AUGAAAUCACUCAUUACCUUUGCAUCAAUAUCCAUUUUUGCGACAAUAGUAACCUCUUAAAAUUCUACGUACAAAAGAGGAUUGACAGAUCAUUUCAUAUAAUUCUUGAAUCUAAACAAGAAUUAUUAUCCUUACAAUUUCAACAGGACCGAGUUUUUCGGUGGAUCAUUCGGAGGAAAAGAUAAUGAUACUUAACCUAUCAACAAAGUCCCAGUUGUCUUUGUGCAUGGAGCAGCUGAUAUGGUCAUUGGCGAGGAGUGGGCAAACGAUGGAUUCAGAUAUGACAUCGAGUAUUUCCUCUAGAAUGGCUAUACUAAGGCUGAACUUUAUGGUUCUAUGUGGGGAUUCGCUGAUCUUGCUGGAGAAUAUAACCUCAAACAUGAUACUGAAUAUGUAAUAGCAAUUCGUAGAUUCUUAGAAGCUGUACUAGACUAUACUGGUGCAGCAAAGAUAGAUGUUAUUUCACAUUCAAUGGGAGUAGCUCUAUCAAGGGCUGCAAUCAAGGGUGGCAAAUAUCUAUUGAGAGAUAUUGGAUAUAUCAAUUUAAAGCCUAUUAAUAAGAAUGUAAGAACCUAUAUUGGAAUUGCAGGACUCAGUUAUGGAGCCCUUGUAUGCACAGAAGCAUUCUACUAUGAUAAUUUCCUUGGCUGCAAUAAAUUCAAUGGAUAUUAUCCAGGUGUAUUGGACAAGUACAACAAGGUUGUCAAUGUAUCAGAAUUCUUAAACAAUUUGAACAAAGAUAAAACCAAAGAAGGAGACCAGGCUUAUGCCAUAUUGAGUUUAUUCGAUUCACCGAAGACUUAUAAUGACAAGUAUAAUUCUGCUUUUCCAACAAUGGAUAUGGCAUUUAUCUUUAACAGCAGCGAGUAUGACCACGUUGGUGUGAGAGAUAAGACUCAAGAAUUCCAACUCAGACUUCUAAACUCAUAUCACCCAUCUGAAAUUCAAGAAACUGAGUUCAUGUUUAUGACAAAGUCCUAAGGUCCGAAAAAUGUUUAGGAUGAUGAAGAGAAUGAGGAGGAAAAGUAAGGUAACUUCCUAGAAUGA
Stylonychia lemnae is the source of this 1047-nucleotide messenger RNA. Lineage: Eukaryota; Ciliophora; Spirotrichea; Sporadotrichida; Oxytrichidae. The record is from the annotation of a GenBank genome assembly.